GGCUAAAAUUCCAGUAUAAUGACUGUAACUCUGGAGGGAAGACCCAUCAGCACAUAGCCUUUUGGGGUUAUUUAUACCUCGCCGAGGUCUAUCUAAUACACAUGCUCCGAACUUGAAAGCGGCUUGACGGUACAAACCGUUCCAUUGUCAGACCUCCGUAGGAUUCUUAGUUAUCACAAAAUCGAGCCUAACCAUAUGCUGAUCAUCCAAGGGCCAUGGGAAAAAAGGAAAAGUUGUCUUUUAAGCAUAUGACAGUAGACAGAUGAGCAUCUAAUGAGAAAAAUUAUUUUUUCAUUUUUGAAUAAAUUUUGUUUUUUCCGUAGUGGUGCAAAUAAACAUCGGGUAAAUUAUUUUUUUUUGAGCGCAGAGCACAUAACAUGAUAAGAAUUACAAUAUUACUAUAUCGCAAAUAUGCGUUGUAUAGUUGCAUCUUCAAAUAAUUAUAUCAAAUGACGAUUCCAAUAAUAUUAUGUUCAUGUCACGGAACUCUGAUUAGCAUGAACAGUGCUGACUAUUAGAAAUUUAGAAUACACAAAUAAGUAAAAAACGAGUGAUGCUUUUCCAAUGUGUAUGUGAAUGAGAUUUUCGUGACAUUACCAUAAUAUUAUUAGAAUCAUCAUUUGAUAUAAUUGUAUAAAGUUGAAACUUAUACAAUGCAUAUUUGCGAUAUUGAUUAAAUUUAUUUAUUUAAACUUUUAGAAAAAUACAGGCGAAUUUGCAUCUGCUUGAAAGCUGUUUGUUAAGUUUUGUGUUCACACUGUUGGGGAUACCUUGACUGUAGAGUAACUCAAAGUAUAGGGAUCAUUUUGAUUAUACUGUUGUCGUUAAUAAAUCAUUUUGAUUUUUUAUCUUAAGAAACAUUUUUGGAAUUCGUUAGUACGAAAGGAUGAUUUAUGUAAAAUAUUAAGGUUUUCCAGAAGUCUUAUCCUGUUAUGUACUCGGUGCUCAAAAAAUAAUUUAUCCGAUGUUCAUUUGUACUAUUAAGAAAAAAAACAAUUUAUUCAAUAAUGAUAAAUAAUUUUUUUCAUUAGGUGCUCAUCUGUCUACUAUCGUGUGCUAGAAAAAUUGGCAUCAUGAAAAAGAAGCUCUAGCAUCAAUAAAAGUACUGAACAAUCUGAACUACUUUUGAGUUUUAUUUAUUUUUAUUUUUGCAAACUAGGACAGCAGAGUUUGGAAAAUCAUUUUCUGCUGCUGAAUGUUUCAUUAAUUUAUUUGAAAGAAAACCUUUAAUUGAUAAUAGUUCAACUAAUGGAAAAAAACUCGUAAUUAUUAUAUAAUAUUUGUUUACUUAUUUAUGGUGUGAUAUUGAUCUUGAUUUCUAUUUUUGAAGGACAAUUUUAAGGGUAAAUUAGAAUUUAACAGAGUCAGUUUUGUUUAUCCAACACGGCCAAAUAGAAUUGUAUUGAGACAAUUUAGUUUACAAAUCAACCCCGGUCCAAGUGGUUCCGGAAAAUCUACAACGGUUCAAUUACUAGAAAGAUUUUAUGAUGUUGUAAAAGGACAUGUGAUUAUUGUCUGUGGAAUAAAUUGCGACAAAAUAUCGUCAAAAUCAGCACUAAUUGACGAGUUAGAACGUGGUGUCAAAAAAAGAGAGAAGAAGUUAUUUUAG
This is a messenger RNA of Didymodactylos carnosus, 1609 nucleotides long. Lineage: Eukaryota; Metazoa; Rotifera; Eurotatoria; Philodinida; Philodinidae. The record is from the annotation of a GenBank genome assembly.